AUGAGAAGGAAGUGGAUAUUGGAAGAUCUUCAUUUUAUCUUUUUUGGUGUGCUCUGUCUCCUUUUCAUAGAUGGAGGUAAACUAGAACAAGUAAAACAUUCAGAUACAUACUGCGUGUUUCAAGAUAAGAAGUACCGUGUAGGAGAACGAUGGCAUCCUUAUCUAGAACCCUAUGGCCUUGUUUACUGCGUUAAUUGUCUUUGCUCAGAGAAUGGAAACGUACUGUGCAGCAGAAUAAGGUGCCCCAGUCUACACUGUCCUUCCCCUGUGCAUGUACCACAGCUGUGCUGCCCUCGAUGCCCAGAAGACUCCCUUUUCUCAGUGAGCAGCAAAAUCACCGGGAAAUCCUGUGAAUAUAAUGGCACCACCUACCAUCACGGCGAAAUGUUUGUGGCAGAGGGGCUUUUCCAAAACAGGCAAGCAAACCAGUGUGCCCAGUGCAGCUGCUCAGAAGGAAAUGUGUACUGUGGGUUGAAGACUUGUCCCAAAUUAACUUGCUCUUUCCCAGUUUCUGUUCCGGAGUCCUGCUGUCCGGUUUGCAGAGGAGAUGGAGAAUUGUCAUGGGAACAUUCCGACGGAGAUAUCUUCCGGCAGCCAGCCAACAGGGAAGCCAGACACUCAUACCAUCGCUCCCACUACGAGUUGUCACCCAGCUCUGCGAGGCAGGUCGUCAACAUACCACGAUUUCCCAGUGCCAGGAGUAACCGUGGAGUCCUCCCGGAUCCCCAGCAAGCUUCAGGGACAAUAGUACAAAUCGUCAUCAACAACAAGCAUAAGCAUGGACGAGUUUGUGUUUCAAAUGGCAAGACAUACUCCCACGGUGAAUCUUGGCAUCCUAAUCUGCGGGCCUUUGGAAUCGUAGAGUGUGUGUUGUGCACCUGCAACAUCACCAAACAAGAAUGUAAGAAAAUUCAUUGUCCAGAACAAUAUCCCUGCAAAUACCCUCAGAAAGUAGAAGGAAAAUGCUGUAAAGUCUGUCCAGGUAAAACAAAAAAGGAAGAAGUGCCAAGUCAAACCUUUGACAACAAAGAUUACUUCUGUGGGAAAGAGACAUUUCCCGUCUAUGAAUCCAUUUUCACAGAGGAAGGAGAAACCAUCAGAAAAAUUGCAGUAGAGACUGAAAAGCCACCUCAAAUCGAAAUACACGUGUGGACAAUUAGAAAAGGGAUUCUGCGUCACUUCUAUGUUGAAAAAGUGUCCAAGAGAGAAUUUGAAGAACUUCCUUACUUCAAGCAGAUAACAAGGACAACCCCUAGCCAGUGGAAAAUAUUUAGUGAGGGAGAAGCUCAGAUCAGCCAAAUGUGUGAAAGCAGAGUGUGCAGGACCGAGCUCGAGGAUUUGGUGAAGGUUUUGUACCUCGAAAAGUCUGAAAAGGGUCACUGUUAAGAGGGACAGCACUGGAGGGAGAAACACAAGAAAACUUAUGAAAACUUGGAUCUGCAGCUGGACUGCAGGCUUAUUUUGCUUAAGUCAACAGUUGCCCUAAACCCCAAAACUAUAAUGCAGUAAUUAUUCACAUCAUGCACAGCAAAUUUGCUGCUUUCUGUGUAGUGGUCUGUGUCAACUGUUCAAAUAUCUUCUCCAAAAGACUAGGAGGCUCUGUGUUACUAGUGGGGGAAGGAGAAAGACAGACUGUACUUUCCCAGAGUUGCAUUUCUCGACAAGCUAAAAAGACAAAACAGAACAUUUUUUUUUAUUGUUAUUUGGCAAGUUAUUCAAACUAAUGAAAGGAAGGACACCUAAUAAAUAUGCAAGAGCUAUGGAGAGCAUUAUUUCCUGUGCUGCAUUUAUAAGAUUUCUGGAGUUGAAAAGACUCAUGGAUUAUUUUUUUUUUCUUUAAUAGUGGAGAAAAAUACAAGUGAUACAGUACUUGUGUUAGAAACAUCAAAACCAGAUUUAAACUAACAAACUCCUAAGCAGCCUGCCUUUGGGAUGAUGUCUUGUAGUUGAGCAAACCAAGUCCAUAAACGGAACAGCAGGUGUUAGUGGCAAUCACUCUAUUUUUGUAGCAAUUUGAGCAAAUGUUUGCUUUUAAGUGGUUUUCACUGUUUCCUCCACCCACUUCUCUAAAAAAUGUGAAGUGUAAGCUCCCUAUCAUAGCCCUAAUAACUUCAUCCU
This is a messenger RNA of Apaloderma vittatum (bar-tailed trogon), 2118 nucleotides long. RefSeq names its product chordin-like 1 (gene CHRDL1). Gene Ontology annotation, molecular function: protein binding. NCBI's taxonomy places the organism in Eukaryota, Metazoa, Chordata, Aves, Trogoniformes, Trogonidae. The record is from RefSeq and is a predicted model, not a curated record. The coding region runs from base 1 to 1386 and encodes 461 amino acids. The transcript has 12 exons.